This is a messenger RNA of Colletotrichum destructivum, 1305 nucleotides long. RefSeq lists its product as uncharacterized. Bases 497 to 913 code for a protein of 138 amino acids. The transcript is spliced from 2 exons. NCBI's taxonomy places the organism in Eukaryota, Fungi, Ascomycota, Sordariomycetes, Glomerellales, Glomerellaceae. The record is from RefSeq and is a predicted model, not a curated record.
UCAAAUCGGCACUGCAACUGAUCUUCCAGAACCAGAGCAGAUCUUCGAUUCUGGAUCAGCCAUUGACCCCAUCAACCCCUCGAACCCCUCCAUUCGACCUUGUUUCCCAGAUCCCGCCAUUUCGACCCCACUCGCUUCCCCUCAGCAGAACGCAACCUAAUUCGAAUGAAGCUGUGGCUUGCUCGUUGUACAGCCGAGUCUGUGCGAGGAAACAUGCCACAAUAACGCGGCAGCGCGUUCCAAACCCUUGCUUACCCUCACCGACAGCUCACAGAUGAGGAAACUUUGCGUGUGAGAUUUAAUUCGACAAUGGGGAGGGAGGCCUUGUUAAGAAAGGCUCUUCACUAUUAUCCUAGUAACCGGUACUCAUUGCGAUUCGCUUCUUGCAGGCUGUUGCCCCAGUCAACUUGUCGACUGUUUCAACAAUCCACAUCAUUACAAUCUCUACCCGCUCUAUUCAACCUCACCUCUCACUAUAUCAGGAAUUCCAGCCAAGAUGUCGUCCGUCCUCCCGUCCCCCACGGUGCGAGUCAACAUUGUUGAAAAACUCUCCGACCUCAUCACGGCCAUUGAGGCCCACCCAGCUUGGAUCCCGCCGAACCCCCACAGGGGUCUCUUCCACAUCUGGGACUUCGUCAACCGCUCCCGGUACAUCAUGACCGAGCUCGACCACAUUCGGGACGGCGAACCCGUGCAGUAUCCGGACCAGAUCCCGCAGCAGAAGUCAGGCCGAACCGGUCCCAACGCCGCCGCCGAGUCUUUCGCCGACGUCUGUGGCCGAUGUGUCACGGUCAACGAGAUGGUCAGCAACCCGAAGCUGCUCACGAUGAUGGGCCUCCCGCAGGUGGACUACGGCAGCAACAUCACUGCCAAGGCACAGGCCGUCGUCGAUAUCAUCAGUAGGGGCAACUAGAGGUGCAUCGCCGGCUGAGUGGCACGGACAGAGAGACGUGGUUUCGUUUGGAACCGUCGGGGGAAAUAGAAAACAUUAACACCCAAGGGUGUAAAAAGAAGUUGAAGAACUACAGAGGUUUAGAGAAUGAUCGUGGACGAGAGAGCAAUGAAGAAUAGGAAAACUGGAUCAGGGAUUGAUUACGAUCUUGCUUCGUCUAGAGGGAGCUUAACUCGAGUUAGAUACGUUGACCAGACCUGGAUACUGUCCGUCUUGGCUGCACCACUUCACACAAGAGUGGUGUAUGCAUACGAGAGCGUGAUCAAAAGCUGCUUGCUAUGAGAGCCAAGCAAGAUCUAGGUCAUGCGUCGUAUCCCAUCGAGUCAUACAUAAGUUGACAAUGAGGCACAUCU